AUGUGUCGAUUCUUAUUAUACAAAGGAAAACAACCCAUUUUACUUGCUCACUUGAUCACUAGACCAAAGCAUUCGAUUGUCAAUCAAUCAUUUGAUUCCAGAUUGCGUAUUGACCAAGUACGCCCACUGAACGGUGAUGGCUUUGGUGUAGGUUGGUAUGAUAGCGAGACAAGUCAUCAUGAACAAGACGAAGUUACACCUUGCAUCUUCACCUCAGUCACACCAGCUUGGAAUAAUGUGAACUUGGUUCGAUUAGCUGAAAAGAUUAGAAGUCCCUUGAUUUUUGCUCAUGUUCGUGCAAGUACAUCAGGUUCUGUCUCAGAAAGCAAUUGCCAUCCAUGGUCGUAUGGUCGUCUUAUGUGGAUGCAUAAUGGUGGAAUCGCACAAUUUGACAAGAUCAAACGUAAACUGCAGAAUUCUUUAUCAGAGGAACUAUUCUUGUUCGUACAAGGCAAUACGGAUUCUGAAUGGGCCUUUGCUCUAUUUUUGAGUUUUCUUUCAAAUCCAAAAGCCAAUUCAUUUGAGCACCAAGAGUUAAAGGAGGCUAUGCUUAAAACCAUAGCUCAAUUGAACUCGUGGGCAGAGGAAUCAGAUGUAACUGAGCCUUCGCUUUUAAACUUUGCAGUGACAGAUGGUGAAUCUGUAGUCUGUGUACGAUAUACAAAUAGCAAAACAGAUGAAGCAGCGUCUCUUUAUUUUUCAUCAGGCACCAAGUUUGAAUGUUAUCGCCCUGGACAUUAUCGUAUGGUGAAAGCAGAUAGAAGAGAACACAUUGUUGUUGUGGCAAGCGAACCUUUGACGUUUGAAAAGGCGGAUUGGCUCACAAUUCCAACCAACAACAUUUUGGUGAUCACUCCAAAGCUUAAUGUGCUAUUACAACCUAUUAAAGAUAAAUUUUAUACGCCAGAGAGAGGCCUAGAACACAAACUUGGCGAGGAUGAAGCUGUAAUUAUUCCCGAUCCAAAAGCUCAAUUAUUCAAAGCAAAGGUCGAAGAGCAGAUGCGUCAAGAAGCAUCGACCACCACUGUUUGUAUGUAA
Molecule: messenger RNA, 1038 nt
Organism: Rhizopus microsporus ATCC 52813
Lineage: Eukaryota; Fungi; Mucoromycota; Mucoromycetes; Mucorales; Rhizopodaceae
Product: N-terminal nucleophile aminohydrolase
Exons: 8
Coding region: 1-1038 (345 amino acids)
Source: RefSeq, a predicted model, not a curated record